Messenger RNA from Cinclus cinclus, 3677 nucleotides. It is a transcript of the gene FMN1, whose product is annotated as formin 1. NCBI's taxonomy places the organism in Eukaryota, Metazoa, Chordata, Aves, Passeriformes, Cinclidae. Gene Ontology annotation, molecular function: microtubule binding. The record is from RefSeq and is a predicted model, not a curated record. Gene Ontology annotation, biological process: actin nucleation. The transcript has 17 exons. The coding region runs from base 1 to 3609 and encodes 1202 amino acids. Gene Ontology annotation, cellular component: nucleus; endoplasmic reticulum membrane; cytoplasm.
AUGGAAGAACAUAAUGGGAUAGCUGACUGUAGUGAGCUUGUACACCUGAAGAACACAGUAGAAAGUGACCCUGACCCACUCACUACAUUUUCUGUGAAAACACUCUUUGGAUUUACAACUAAGCUUGAAUCUACAGCUCCCGAAGAAGAAACAGUGCUUAAAGCAUUUCAGCCUUUGCACAGCAAUACAGAUGGUCAGGCUAACACCUGGCAUGAGAGGAAUGAUAAUGGAUGUAAUGAGGACUCAGAAAAUCAGCACAGCGUGGAUAGUGCCAGUGGCCAAGCUGACCCAAUGUGUGGCAGACAAGCAGGCCUGGAGCUGGACUUAGCAGACCAAAAGGAAUUACUUCAGCAUUUGAGGUUUGUUCAGACUUCUUUGUCUGAAUCGGACAAUGAUGACAAGGAUGCUAUUCUUGUGCAAGGUACUUUGGUUCAUACAACGAGUGACACAGAAUCUGACACGGAGAAUAGGGACCUCGACAGUGAUGAGAACAAUGCAAGCAAAUAUGGGCUAAAAAAUGCUGCUUUGUGUGCUGAGGCCUUGGACAACAGCAAUCAAAAUAAGGAAGAGUCAGAAUCAGAAGGGCACAGCAACAGUGAUGACCCUGUGGAUACAGAUGACACUGAGUUACACCCACCAUUCUCUAACCAGCUCCCAGAAGAGCUGGAUGGUAUUCUACAGUAUGACUCCGACGGAAAAGACAAAAUGUUAAUGGAUGAGCAAUUCACUCAUUUGCUUGCUACAGGGGAAUGCCCUCAAGAACUUUCAGAUGAAGAACAAAGACCUUCCGUUGAUAAUAUAUCACUCCAAAAAAGAGCACUGGCUGAAAAGACUUUCCAGCUGCCUGCUUUCUUUAGUGGACUACGUGUGAGGAAAAAGGGACUAACCACAGAAGAUGGGGAAACUGUUACAGAAAUUAAACCAAGGGAGAAUGACUUAGCUCUGCUUAAAUUACGACAGCCUGUUAAGAAAUCCGGUAUUGCAUCAGGUUUGACCAUUAAAAAAAAAUCAUCUGAACCUAAAGCAAAUCCCACUUUCCUAGAACAACUCUCGCACUUGUUAAACAUAGAGGUCUCCAAGAAUGAAGAUAGAACUGAGGACUCUGGUGAGGGAUCUGGGGAGACCGAGGACAGUGAUGAAGCUCAAGAGAACAAAGCCUCCAGCAAAAGAGAACCACGAUUUCCCUCUGAGGAGAUAAAAUCAAGCCCUGCUGAAUCUGCACUGGAUGCCUUUAAAGCCUUAUUCACGAGACCUCCCAAGAAAGAAACAACUGCAGAUACUUCAGAGCUGGAAGCGCUAAAACGCAAAAUGAGAAAUGAAAAAGAGUCCUUGAAAGCUGUAUUUGAAAGGUCAAAAUCAAAACCUGGGGAUGGACCAUCAGACAAAUCUCCUGACCUGAGUCCCUCAGAGCAAGAUGACAAGACUCCAGGGAGACUCCAGACUGUCUGGCCGCCACCAAAAGCAAAUAAUGAAGAAGUAAAAGUAGGAUUAAAGUACACAGAAGCAGAGUACCAAGCUGCAAUUCUGCAUUUAAAGAGGGAACACAAAGAAGAAAUUGAAACAUUAAAGUCUCAGUUUGAACUCAGGGUAUUCCAUAUUCGUGGAGAACAUGCUGUCUCAACUGCUCAGCUUGAGGAAACGAUUGCACAUCUGAAGAAUGAACUUGAUAAUAAAUUAAACAGAAGAAAUGAAAAAGCAAAGGAUAUUGGUGUUUCUACUGAAGAUGAUAACCCACCAAAGGCAUACCGAAAUGUAUGUAUACAGACUGACAGAGAAACUUUCAUAAAGCCUAGUGAAGAGGAAAACAGAGCUGUGAAAAAUAACCAAAUAGUACCCAAAAAGCUUAAUAUUUCUUCUUUGACACAUAGUAUACCUGCCCAAAGUGAAAGUAAGGACAAUUACAAUGUACAGUCAUCAGAAAGUGUCUUGUCUUGUCAACCAAAACAAAUGCCUCCUCCUCCACCACCACCACCUCCUCCCCUUCCUGAUUCCUCACUGUCCGCCGUAGUUCCUCCACCACCACCUUUGCCAGUGGGUCCGACUUCACUGACGUCUCAGUUUGGAUCUGGUCCACCACUGCCACCUCCACUUUCUGAAGGCUGUAGGAAUUUUCAAGCUCUGCCACCACCGCCACCACCACCGCUUCCAGGGCAGGGACCUCCUGUUCCUCCUCCACUGCCUGGAUCUGGGUUACCUCCACCCCCUCCACCUCCUGCGCCUGGGUUCUUUUUUAAUAGCACUUUAUCUUCAAACCAAGGUCCUCGAAAACCUGCCAUUGAACCUGGCCGUCCCAUGAAGCCUUUGUACUGGACACGAAUACAGUUGCAAGAUAACAGGAAAACUGCUAUGCCAACAUUAUGGGAAUCACUGGAAGAACCUGAUAUACUGGACACUACUGAGUUUGAAUAUUUAUUCUCCAAAGACACCACUCAGGAAAAAAGAAAACCAUUAUCAGAGACUUAUGAAAAAAAAACCAAGGCCAAAAAGAUUAUCAAAUUACUGGAUGGAAAACGGUCUCAAACUGUAGGAAUUCUAAUAUCAAGUUUGCAUUUGGAGAUGAAGGAUAUUCAACAAGCUAUAUUGUGUGUUGAUGACUCCGUAGUAGAUCUGGAGACACUGGAAGCCCUAUAUGAAAAUAGAGCACAAAAGGAUGAACUGGAGAAAAUCAAGCAAUAUUACCAGACUUCAAAAGAGGAGGAACUGAAGCUUCUGGAUAAACCAGAACAAUUUCUCUAUGAGUUGUCUCAAAUCCCCAACUUUGCAGAACGAGCUCAGUGUAUUAUCUUCCAGUCAGUUUUCUCUGAAGGGAUAACAUCGGUGCACCGGAAAGUAGAUAUCGUGACUCGUGUUUCCAAGGCUUUGCUGAACAUGAAGAGUGUAAAGGAAAUUUUGGGUUUGAUUCUGGCUUUUGGAAAUUAUAUGAACGGAGGGAAUAGGACCCGAGGUCAAGCUGAUGGGUUUGGUUUGGAAAUACUCCCCAAACUAAAGGAUGUCAAAAGCAGAGAUAAUGGUAUUAAUCUUGUGGAUUAUGUCGUCAUAUAUUACCUACGCCAUUGUGAUAAGGAAGCAGGAACAGACAAGAGCAUUUUUCCUUUACCAGAACCACAGGAUUUUUUCCAGGCCUCCCAAGUUAAAUUUGAAGACCUAAUAAAAGACUUAAGGAAACUGAAGAGAGAUCUAGAAGCCUCUGAAAAGCAAAUGAAGUUAGUUUGCAGAGAGUCUUCUGAAGAACAUCUCCAGCCCUUCAAGGAGAAAUUAGAGGAAUUCUUCCAGAAAGCUAAAGAAGAACAGAAAAAAGAAGAGAACAGUUUGGAAAAUGCUCAAAAAUGCUUUGAAGAAACAGUGGGAUACUUUGGGAUAAAGCCAAAGCCUGGCGAAAAGGAGAUCACACCAAACUACGUUUUCACGGUGUGGUACGAAUUCUGCAGUGACUUCAAGACCAUUUGGAAACGAGAGAGCAAAAGCAUUUCCAAGGAACGAAUUAAAGUGGCUCAGCAAUCAGUGAGCAAGUUAACUGCAGAGAAGAAAGUUGAAACUAAGAAGAUCAAUCCUACAGCUAGCCUGAAAGAAAGACUACGUCAGAAGGAAGCCAGUGUGACUGCCAACUGAAAGAAGAUGAAUGAAAAUGAUGGAGUGGUUUCAUACCUUGCCUGAUGUUUUACUACACCAAUGGCCCA